UUUCGUUAACUCUAAAACCCUAGAAAGUUGGAGCCUUCAGCUGUCCUAAAACCCCGACUCCCUCACUGUGUUAUACAUGCACAGGCAAUAACCUUUCCUCUUCAAAAGAACCAUGUUUCCUGGUCAAAAUCCAAGGCCUCAGCGCCCUUCUCAGUUCCAUACCAAUGGAAUUGCACCUUCAGCUCCCCUGCAGAUUAUGGGUAACCCAGGAAGCUUUAUGCAAAACCCUAUGCAACUUCAGCCUCAGAUGGCAAUUCCAAACAUCAACUCAAAUACCCAAUUUUCCCCUCAGCAGCUUUUCGCGUUCCAAAUGAACCAGAUGAAUAAUGUUAACUCUCAACAUCCAAAAGGUCAAGUAUUGGCCCAAAAUGUUGUUAACCCACCUCAAUUCUUGAACCAGAAUGUUGCAAUGCAAAAUUUGAACCAGCUUCUCCAAUUACAAAUGGCUAUGCAAAUGCCAGGUUUUGCUCAGCUUGUUCCUGGGAAUGUUCCGUUGUAUCCAAAUCAGGUGUCUCAGGGUAUUGGACUUCAAAAUCCUAACUUUGCUAUGAAUGGGCAUUUGGGUCUUAUGAAUGCCAGUGGAACUGUCCAGCAGUCCAUGAAUGGAAAUUUGUCUAAGCAAAUGGCUAAUGCGACUCGGCAAUUGCAAGGGCAGUCGCCACUGAUGAACUCUUUUGGCACUGUUCAGCAGCCACAAACUCAGAACUUCAGUGUUCCUGCUUCUGCUAAUUUGCAGGUUUCUCAGGGUAUGAGGCCUCAAAGUUCCAACUUUGUUAUGAAUGCGCAUAUGGGUCCUGUGAAUGCCAAUGGAGUUGUCCAGCAGUCUAAGAAUGGUUUUCCUAAGCAAAUGUCUAACGUGACUCAGCAAUUGCAAGGCCAAUUACCUCUGAUGAAUCCUUUUGGCUUUGUUCAGCAGCCACAAGCUCAGAACUUCAAUACUCCUGCUUCUGCUAAUACACAGGUGUGUCAGGGUAUGGGGCCUCAAAUUUCCAACUUUGCUAUGAAUGCACAAUUGGGUCUUUUAAAUGGCAAUGGAGCUGUCCAGCAGUCUAUGAAUGGGUUGUUUGAGCAGAUGCCUAAUGCAACUCAGCAAUUGCUAGGCCAGUUGCCUCCGAUAAAUCCUUUUGGCUUUGUUCAGCAGCCACAAACUCAGAACUUCAAUGCUCCUGCUUCUGCUAAUACACAGGCAAACCCUGAAGGUGUUGGUGGGCUUAACAAAUCAAUAGGCAACCAGCAAAAUUCUUACAAUAGUAACUUCUCAAGGAAUCAAAAACAUGGCGCUAAAUCUAUGAAGUCCCAGUUUGGCAAAGGGAAGUUCUCACCUCAUAGUAAAAGCCUAGAAAAAGGCCAUCACAGAAAAGGGGAGAAAAAAAGUUUUCUUGCUAAUUCAGUGAAACCCGAGAUGGAGAAAAAGAGGUCUCUCUUGGUGACUUAUUCGGCCCAAGAAAUCCGACGGUGGCGGGAAGAACGCCGUAAGAAUUACCCCUCAAAAUCAAACCUUGAGAAGAAGCCGGCAGAGAAAAGGGCAGAGACUGAUGAUAGUUCAAGUGCUGCCAAGUUGCGCCGUCAGCAACUUAAGGAAAUUCUGGCCAAGCAGGCUGAGUUAGGCUGUGAAGUUGCAGAAAUACCAUCAUCCUAUCUAUCGGAUUCUGAGAAACAAGGGGAUGGAAGGGAGCAAAAAAGGCCAUUGAGUAGAAAAGAGAGGUUCCAAAAAAAGUUCAAUAAAAGAGAAAGAUUCAAUCGAAAUGACCGCUUCUCCAAGAAACGAAGAUUUGGAAACUCUGACUCAUCAAUUACUCGUGAUCAAAACGCUUCUACUGCAGGUCAGGUUACAGAAACCGCAAGAGAACCAACACUACUACAGAAACUAUUGAGUUCAGAUAUUCGGAGAGAUAAACGCCACCUAUUGCAGGUCUUUAGGUUCAUGACCAUGAAUUCUUUCUUUAAAGAUUGGCCUGAGAAACCCCUGAGAUUUCCCCAAGUGAUACUUAAGGAAACAGGACAAGAAAUUGAAGCUGCUGAAGAAAUAUAUGAUGCUAUCGAUGCAACCGUCGAAAAAUCAGCAAAUGACAGUGACAAUGAUGAGGAAAAUAAUAUUCCUGAAUUUGCUGAAGCAGUUAGUGAGUUACAAGAAAAUAGUAGUAACUCUGAAAGUGUCAAGCUGGAGGGACAAAUCACUAAUUAGACAAAACAGCCUGUAUCUCAACCUCUUUCAUAUCACUGUUUAUUGUAUAUUCCUUUGCUAGCUUCAUCUUAUGUGUAUAUUCUAACUUGUCUAAAUGUCAUGGAGCGGACUGGAGUUUUGAUUUUCAAGGGUUACUAACAUGCUAGAUUUAACAGUUCAAAUCUGUGAA
Messenger RNA from Nicotiana tabacum (common tobacco), 2354 nucleotides. RefSeq lists its product as uncharacterized. Gene Ontology annotation, biological process: box C/D snoRNP assembly. Gene Ontology annotation, molecular function: RNA binding. The record is from RefSeq and is a predicted model, not a curated record. Gene Ontology annotation, cellular component: nucleus. NCBI's taxonomy places the organism in Eukaryota, Viridiplantae, Streptophyta, Magnoliopsida, Solanales, Solanaceae.